AUGUUAAAUACCAGGGCCAGCUCCCCCUGGUCAGUCUGGAGGUCCUGCUUCUCAGUCAACAUGAAGGCUCUCCUCAUUCUGGGGCUUCUCCUCCUUUCUGUCGCUGUCCAGGGCAAGAUAUAUGAGAGGUGUGAGCUUGCCAGAACUCUGAAAAAACUUGGAUUGGAUGGCUAUAAGGGAGUCAGCCUGGCAAACUGGAUCUGUUUGACCAAAUGGGAAAGCAGUUAUAAUACAGAAGCUACAAACUAUAAUCCUGGAAGCGAAAGCACUGAUUACGGGAUAUUUCAAAUCAAUAGCCGCUACUGGUGUAAUAAUGGCAAAACCCCAGACGCAGUUAACGGCUGUGGUAUAUCCUGCAGCGUUUUGCUGACAAAUGACAUCAGUGAAGCUGUAAAAUGUGCAAAGAAGAUUGUCAGUGAGCAAGGCAUUACAGCAUGGGUGGCGUGGAAAAAUCAUUGUCGAGACCGAGAUCUCAACAGUUACGUUGAGGGUUGCGGAGUGUAACUGUGGAGUUUUCUUUCUUCAGCUCAUUUGUCUCUUUUUCAUAUUAAGGUUUUCAUAUUAAGGAAGUAAUAGUUGAGUGAAAGGUCAUACUAUCAUUCUUUCAAACAAAUAAUGUUUUCACAAAAGCAGGAGCAUGUAGUCUUUCUUCUAAGAGGCUUAAUGUUUAAUGAGUUUAUUGUUUGAUAGGCCAACAAUAUUUUUCAGUUUGCUAACAGAACUAAUGCUGGUGAAUAUUUGUCUAAAGUUGUAAUUAUCAAAUAUAUCUCCAGUACAUUCAGUUCUUAACCAGAGAAAUAACCCAGACUUAAUCUUGAAUGACAGAAGUACUCCCCAAUAUGUAAUAAAAAUACAAGAAAAGAAUAUCUUUAAACACAUUGAUUUUAGGCAAAAAUCCCAGCUGUGUACACAUGUGACCCCCUUCAUCUGUUCUGUCAUCUCCAAAAACUGUAAAAGAUAACCAGUCUUUGUUGGGCAGUAAUAUUUUAAACAGGAGUAGAAUGCCCAAUGGCUAAAAAUGAAAACAGCUGGAAUGAAGAACUUGGUUUCACAAAAAGUGUGACGUUUGGCUUAAAUGUUUUCUUAGAAAUAAACUCACAAUUUACACAUCAGUUUAUUUUAGACCUUUUUAAAGAAUUCAUUUAUGCAUCUUGCUGAUCAUGAAGGAAUAUAAGGAGGGAUUAGAUGGGCUGUUGCUUUUCCUUAAUGUUAUUUGCUUAGAUUCAUGCAUUAUGACUAAAUUCAGAGACAGA
This is a messenger RNA of Hippopotamus amphibius kiboko, 1253 nucleotides long. RefSeq names its product lysozyme C-1-like. Gene Ontology annotation, molecular function: lysozyme activity. The transcript is spliced from 4 exons. Gene Ontology annotation, biological process: defense response to Gram-negative bacterium; defense response to Gram-positive bacterium. NCBI's taxonomy places the organism in Eukaryota, Metazoa, Chordata, Mammalia, Artiodactyla, Hippopotamidae. The record is from RefSeq and is a predicted model, not a curated record. The coding region runs from base 1 to 504 and encodes 167 amino acids.